Molecule: messenger RNA, 366 nt
Organism: Moneuplotes crassus
Lineage: Eukaryota; Ciliophora; Spirotrichea; Euplotida; Euplotidae
Source: the annotation of a GenBank genome assembly
GCUUACAACAUGGAAAAAUCCCCCGAAAAAUCCCAAACAGCCCCAAAAAAGAAAUAUCCUUUAGACUUUGGCAAGCUGACGCUUGGCUCUCUCAGAAGAUAUCAGGCUAAAUUUAAGCUAGAAGGGGACCUAAAGGACAAGGACAGGCUAAUAGAGGCAGUCUCAGAGCACUUCUUCAACACAAAGAUGGACUGCAACAGAGUCAUCAGAAAGUUCCUCCAAAUCAAGAAGGAUGAGAGACAGGAUGACUCCCAUUACUUGAGGAAAUCAGUCAGGAAUAAAGAGAAAUUGGAAAGAAAUCAACAAGCAAGGAAUGAGAAAUACAAUAUUUAUGUAGCAAGUAAGCCUAAACCUACUUUACAAUAA